AUGUCGGCCAACUACUGGGCGUCGACUCAAUGUAACAACUGGCUGAUCGAUAGGGCGCAGCUCGAGCUUGCGCGCCACGAGGACCGCGAGUAUGCCAGCGAGACAGAGUGUGCCGCCAUCGGCAUCUUUUUCGCCAAUCUCAUUUCGAUCGUCUGCAAACGGCUCAACCUGCGCCAGCGCGUGGUGGCGAGCGCAUGCGUCUUGUUCUCGCGCUUCUUCUGCAAGAACAGCUACAGCGCGGUGGAGCCGUUCCUGGUGUGCGCGACGUGCGUCUACGUGGCGGCCAAGGUGGAAGAAUCGCCCAUCCACAUCAAGUCGGCCGUGGCCGAGGCGGCGCGCAGCUUCCAAGAGGUCGGCUUCCGCGCCAUGCCGACCGACAACUCGAGUCUGGCCGAGAUGGAGUUCUACCUGCUGGAAGAGAUGGAGUUUGACAUGAUCCUCUUCCACCCCUACCGCUCGCUGCUCGCCAUCUACGACGCACACGGAUCCGACAGCAGCGACAGCAGCGCUACUAGCAGCGCUACAGCCGCCCUGGGCAUCGAGGCCGAGGCGUUUGGCGUGCGCGGUCUGGAGAGCAUCGAGACGAGGUCAGAGGCAAGGCUGGCCGAGCUGGACCAACACGUGCUCCAGAUGAGCUGGCUCGUGCUCAACGAUGCCUACAGGAGCAACCUGCCUUUGCUCUACCCGCCCUACAUGCUCGCGCUCGCCGCCGUGUGGAUCGCCCUCACGCUGCACACACCCGCCUACGAACGCAUCAACGCGACGCUCGAAUCCAUGCAGCAGCAUCGCAAACAACACCAGCAGGCCGCGCUGGAAGAGAUCGUGCCUCCGAGCGGCGAGGCGCUCACCUUCUUUGCCAGCCUCAACGUGUCGCUCCCGCUGCUGGCCGAGGUGGUGCAGAGCCUGCUCGAGGCGUACCAGCGCCAAUCGCAGGCGGCCAAACUCGUCGCCGACGGUCCGGGCAUGGUCAAGCUGCUCGAACGCAUGCGCCACGCACGCCGAACCGCACUGCUCACCACCAACGCACAGGGGCGCUAG
Moesziomyces aphidis is the source of this 1038-nucleotide messenger RNA. Lineage: Eukaryota; Fungi; Basidiomycota; Ustilaginomycetes; Ustilaginales; Ustilaginaceae. The record is from the annotation of a GenBank genome assembly.